GAACCUCUGGAAUGGAUGGACUCUUCCUGAGCAGUUUUGCUAAUUUGCAGCAGCUGGACAGUGUUCCUCACUGAUACCUGUCUGUCGGCCUAAUCGUCACAUCCUCUCUCUGCUCUUGAGCCUAGUGGGCCUCUAGGCAAGAUGUCCCUGCCCAUCAGGAUGUACUGCCGGGCAUUCAGCUAUGAUGAUGCCCUCGAGGACCCUACGCCCAUGACUCCUCCUCCAUCGGACAUGGGCAGCAUCCCCUGGAAGCCAGUGAUUCCAGAGCGCAAGUAUCAGCACCUCGCCAAGGUGGAGGAGGGAGAGCCCGGCGUCUCCCCGCGAGCCCUGGCCCCGCUGUCGGCCAGCGACAGUGAGAAGGCCCCUGUGGUGAAGGCCAAAGCUACCCAUGUCAUCAUGAGCUCUUUGAUCACAAAACAGACCCAGGAGAGCAUUCAGCGUUUUGAGCAACAGGCAGGGCUGCGAGAUGCUGGCUACACCCCUCACAAGGGCCUCACCACUGAGGAGACCAAGUACCUUCGAGUGGCAGAAGCACUCCACAAACUAAAGCUCCAGAGUGGAGCAAGAGAGGAGAGGCAGCCAGCCUCCAUGCAGUCCACCCCCAGCAGCAGUCCCCAGGCCUCUCCUAAGCAGAAGACCAGAGGCUGGUUCACUUCUGGUUCUUCCACAGCCUUAUCUGGCCCCAGUCUUAGCACCAUGGAUUCUGGAAGCGGGGAUAAAGACAGAAGCUCAACCGAUAAAUGGAGCCUCUUUGGACCAAGAUCACUCCAGAAGUCUGAGUCAGGAGGCUUUGCCAUCCAGGCCUACCAAGGAGCUCAGAAGCCUUCUCCAAUGGAAGUGAUGCGCGCACAAGCCGCCCGGAGCAGGGAGGAGCCAGCAGCGUCCAAGCCGCCCAAGAUGGACAUCCCGGUGACGGAAGGGACGAGACAGCUGCCGCGGGCCCACAGCCUCAAGCCCCGCGACCUGAAUGUUCUCACACCCACUGGCUUCUAG
Molecule: messenger RNA, 993 nt
Organism: Dama dama (fallow deer)
Lineage: Eukaryota; Metazoa; Chordata; Mammalia; Artiodactyla; Cervidae
Product: putative monooxygenase p33MONOX
Exons: 1
Coding region: 142-993 (283 amino acids)
Cellular component (GO): cytoplasm
Source: RefSeq, a predicted model, not a curated record